Molecule: messenger RNA, 876 nt
Organism: Pseudovirgaria hyperparasitica
Lineage: Eukaryota; Fungi; Ascomycota; Dothideomycetes; Acrospermales; Acrospermaceae
Exons: 2
Coding region: 1-876 (291 amino acids)
Source: RefSeq, a predicted model, not a curated record
AUGGCCCCUGCACUAAGGACGACACGCGUAAUCAAAGAGAUGCCAUCAGUUUUUCAGCCUUUCAUACUAGGUUCAAGUUUGAACAAGAUCGAGUUGCUAUCUUGUGAAUAUGUCCUUCUUGGCAUAGUAUACUUCAAGGCUGCAACGGGCAUCAAGCAGUACUUUGGGCAGAGCCCAUUCUCCGUUCCAGAUGCCUCCCCGCGAGAUCAAACACUACCUUCAGAGCCACUGAUAGGCCAGUUUGAUGGUGCGAACGACAAGGGGAAAGAACCAGCCAAAGAGGAUGAUGAGGAUCCGCCCCUCCCAAAGACCUCGUUUGAUAUCCACGUAGAUGACUGUGAUUUCGAGGAGUGGGCAAGAGCCGGGGGCAAUUACGACGAAGAGGUCAGGAAACGCAAGGCGUUUCAAUCCAGCUCCAACGGCAUGCAAAGCUCGAGGAUGGAAUCCUCAGCUGCUGGUGACGAUGCCCCUGAGCCCAUUGAGGCUGGUGCUGCUGGUGCUGCUUUCGCAGCUCGCCUGACAUUCCCAGUGAGAUCAAUGGAUCAGAACGAAGAUACGCCUGGAACAGAACAGUCUGACACAGAGGCUGACUGGGAGACCACCGACGACAGCGAAUCCGACGAAGCACCAGACUAUGAUGAGAACGAGGAUGUGGAGAAUGAUACACAAGGUUUCGAGGCUGAAGACCUCGAGAAUCUACCUCGCCCCGACAAUGAUGAGGACCGGCUGCCGCUCCAGGCCCUCAAUCUACCCGUCCAUCAGAUGGACGAUGAAUACGAUACUCCAGGACCCUCAUCAAGGCACCAUGAGUCUGAAGAGUCAUGGAUGAACCGUCGAGCUCGUUCGGGCCUGUGGUACCACAGGGAUGAACAAUGA